This is a messenger RNA of Wyeomyia smithii (pitcher-plant mosquito), 1897 nucleotides long. RefSeq lists its product as uncharacterized. The record is from RefSeq and is a predicted model, not a curated record. Bases 1025 to 1522 code for a protein of 165 amino acids. The transcript is spliced from 4 exons. Lineage: Eukaryota; Metazoa; Arthropoda; Insecta; Diptera; Culicidae.
AUGUAUGGAAUUCAAGGGGGAUCAAUUCCAUCCCGAUUUAUCUCAUAGUACCUUAUAGAAUUCUCGAAUUUAUUUCAUGAAGUAGACGAUGGAAAUUUCACCAAUAGCCAUAGAGGUUUUCUAGAGCACAUAUCAGUACUUGUUUUAAAUAUAUACUAUUUCGGGAAAAAUGUACAUGAAGCUAGUUAAUUGGAAAAUACUAUAAAAAUUGAUCAACUUCACCCCGUUCCAUUGUAUUCCAUACACAUAAUCGAAUGAUUUGCCCAGUGAAUCUUUCAAAAUCGAUUCGACUGUGAUGGAAUUCUAAACUAAAAUAAAAUGCUAAUGACGUACGAGCAAUGAGCACUUAUAAAUUCUGCUUCCUCCAGGAGUGAUCAGAUUUAAUCGCUACAUAUUUGAAUAUAUUUGAAACAAAUGGCCUUCGUAAUUUUAACUGCGCUGUAGCGUGAUGUUCAAUUUCAUUAUUUUGUGUAUUACAAAUAUACUUUUCAACGCCGUUUUUUACGUUAUAAUAUCUUCAGUUAUGCAAAGCAAUCCUGUUUAUAAACAGCACUAGAGCAUGAUGGGAAACAAAAAGUUAUACUGAAAUACAUUAGAAAGUUAUACAUUUCGACAGAUCUCACAAUGGUGUUAAUGAGACAAGACAAAACUCGCACUGUUGACUGAUGACUCUAAUCGCUCAAUUCAAACAGUAUUAUCAGGCUAUUUUGUUGCACGAAUGUCGUGUGAUUGUUUACCGUUUCAAGAACGCGCGUGAUGCAACUACUCUCUCUGUAACAGUCACAAGUGAAACGGCGAACCGCUCUGCAAUCACAGGCGAGAAAAGUCAUGGAACAACGCUCUCACAACGCGUAAGAGAGUGCAACAUCGCUCCGCCGCUGGAUCAUUCACUCGUAGGACGUCUCGGUAGCUAGUCACCUCUAGUUUAUUUUAGUUCGCGGUUUUAUUAGUUUCACAUAGAAAAAAUCCACCACACAGAUCGAACUCACCUGAAACUCCUAAAGACUGAUAGAACCACACCGAGAUGGAUAAACUUUUGCGAAGUUUUAUCAAAUUUCACGGCUAUUGCAUUGCGGUGGUCAGCAGUACACUAACAAUUUCGCUCACUUCCAUCUUCAUCAGUCAGCCGAAUGACAGCAGCAGUUGGGAAGAACUGUACGAUGUGCGGUAUACUAAAAUUCCGGCACUUGUUUUUGGUUUAGCAUGGAUGGCUGCUAAUUCUUUGCUGAUUAUUGGAUUAAUCAAAGAGAAGAAAACAUUUCUUUACCCGUUCGCGGUGUUAUUUUUAUUGGAUAUGGUUCUGAUCCUAAUACGAGACAUCUAUCUGGUUAUCAACAGUGCUUGGUACAGAACAGCAUUUUUCAACUUUAGCCUGCCAAUUUUUAUGUUUAUUAUUCCUUACGUGGUUCUUAGUAUGCUGGCAAUCAUGCGGUUGUUUGAUGUGGAUCCAAUCUCCAGGGCGGAUGACAGCUUUGUGCGGUUCGACCGAAAUUCGGUCGAUAGAGACAGUAUUAUCUGUUGAAAAAGCUCAACAUACCAUCAUGUUUUUUUAGUGCCAUAUGUGUUUGCUGUCCACCAAAGGCAGUUGGAAACUGCUUUGUACUUCAUUUUACUGUACAUAACCAUUAACUAUUUAGUUCCCGGGCCCGCUUUCGAAAGGUUUCAGGAGAAUUUCCAUAGUUUAUUGUAGAACCUUUUUAGCUUGCUGACAUACACUCAUGUCUCCUCAUUAUCGUCAUAGCACUAAUCUUUUCGAUUACUUCGUUUGUUAAAUGCUGAUGUAACAGAAUAAUUGUGUACUAAAGACAGAAAAUUUGCUUAAUUCAUUUAAAUUUUGUUGUGCACAGCGUAGAGAUUGUAGAUAAAUGUAAAAAUAUAAACUGUCAAACCCUGAAAA